Hemibagrus wyckioides is the source of this 7111-nucleotide messenger RNA. RefSeq names its product synaptotagmin Ia (gene syt1a). The transcript is spliced from 11 exons. Gene Ontology annotation, biological process: regulation of calcium ion-dependent exocytosis; synaptic vesicle endocytosis; calcium ion-regulated exocytosis of neurotransmitter. The record is from RefSeq and is a predicted model, not a curated record. Gene Ontology annotation, molecular function: calcium-dependent phospholipid binding; calcium ion binding; clathrin binding. Gene Ontology annotation, cellular component: axon; synaptic vesicle membrane; dense core granule. NCBI's taxonomy places the organism in Eukaryota, Metazoa, Chordata, Actinopteri, Siluriformes, Bagridae. Bases 288 to 1544 code for a protein of 418 amino acids.
CUCUCUUUCUUUUACACACACACACACUACCACUCCCUGAAGUGUCUCCUCCUCCUCUCUCCUUUCUCCUCCUCCUCGUCUCUCCUCUGUCCUCUCUGCACAUCCUCUCAGCCGAAGCAUCACUUCUCCAGUCUCAGUUUGUGCCACUGAUUACAAGCAAAAAGCCAAAGUGGAGGAAAAGUGUUAAAUUCUAUCAGAAGCACAACUUGCCAUCGAUUGGAGCGAGAGGGAAUUCCAGCGGCAGACGCCGUUGAGUUAAAGCUCGUGCCUGGCUGUAGAUUGUAGUGAUGAGUCGGCGGGAGGCGUUAGUGGGGAACCCGGUGCCAAGUGCUGCGCCGGAGGUUCGGGUCAACGGUACCGAGUCGUCCUCUCCCGGAGCGGCCGCGCCCAAAGAUGAGGCUUUCUCUAAACUCAAGGACAAGUUCAUGAACGAACUCAACAAAAUCCCACUGCCAUCAUGGGCCAUCGUGGCCAUUGCGUUCGUGGCCGUGGUCCUCGUUGUGUCCUGCUGCUUCUGCAUCUGCAAAAAGUGGAUAUUCAAGAAGAAGAACAAGAAAAAGGGCAAGGACAAGGGCAAGAACGCCAUCAACAUGAAGGACGUGAUCGAGGGAGCCAAGACGGAGGCUCUGAAGGACGAAGACGAAGUGGAGACCGGACUCUCGGAGGGCGAAAAGGAAGCCGAGCCUAAGGAGCAGGAAAAACUGGGCAAAUUGCAAUACUCACUGGAUUAUAAUUUCACAGAGAACACGCUGAUCGUGGGGAUCAUCCAGGCGGCCGAGCUACCUGCCAUGGACAUGGGCGGGACUUCUGACCCCUAUGUGAAGGUCUACCUGCUGCCUGAUAAGAAGAAGAAGUUUGAGACCAAAGUGCACAGGAAGACUCUCAACCCCACCUUCAACGAGCAGUUCACCUUCAAGGUUCCGUACACAGAGCUAGGAGGAAAGACGCUGGUGAUGACGGUGUACGAUUUCGACCGCUUCUCCAAACACGACGCCAUCGGAGACGUUAAAGUGCCAAUGAACAAGGUGGACUUCAGUCAUGUGACCGAGGAGUGGCGGGAUCUCCAGAGCGCCGAGAAGGAGGAACAAGAGAAGCUGGGUGAUAUCUGCUUCUCUCUGCGCUACGUUCCCACCGCUGGAAAACUCACCGUCGUCAUCCUGGAGGCCAAGAACCUGAAGAAGAUGGACGUUGGAGGUCUCUCAGACCCGUACGUGAAGAUCCAUCUGAUGCAGAACGGGAAACGUCUGAAGAAGAAAAAGACGACAAUCAAAAAGAACACCCUAAACCCCUACUACAAUGAGUCCUUCAGCUUCGAAGUGCCAUUCGAACAAAUCCAGAAAGUUCAAAUCGUUAUAACCGUUCUGGACUAUGACAAGAUCGGCAAAAACGAUGCUAUCGGUAAAGUUUUCGUAGGGCUGAACAGCACAGGAACCGAGCUUCGCCAUUGGUCGGAUAUGUUGGCCAACCCCCGGAGACCCAUCGCCCAGUGGCACGUGCUCAAGCCGGAGGAAGAAGUGGACGCCCAGCUGUCCACCAAAAAAUAAAGCUCUGCCCCCUUUAGCCAUUAACCCCACCCCUUUUAGUGGUCCUAUCCCAGUGCGUGUACAUACCUCAGUGAUGUAUGGAUCCUUUACACCCUCUUAAAUCUUCUUCUUCUUGUCUGGCAAUGAAACGCCUUGUUUUAUAAUAGCUGUCGCCGUUUGACCGCCCACUUGCCCCAACACACACACACACAUACACACACACAUACACACCCCUCGAGUUGUGUUUAGCAUUCCUUCCUGUCUUUGCCCGCUGUUUUGACCAUCAUCCAUGACCUUUAACCCCCUUAAACCCUUCUUUUAAGCAAUAUGAUCUGUGUAGAUAGCGCAUGAAUGGAAAAAAACGUGUACCACAGGUGUAUAUAUCCGUAUGCAGACAAAAAAAUACGAUUUCUAGUUUGUGUUUGUAUGUUGUUACCUGUUUCCUAAUCUGUGUAUAUCUUGAUGUUUUUACUAAGAUAUUCUAUUUUAAAUGAUGUAAAUGCAGAUAUAGCAGAGCCAAUAUUAUAUAGAAUAACAGCAGGAGUUACCAUAUCUAUCUUAUUGCAUUCCAGUUAAAUAUAUACAUAUAUACAUCUAUAUAUUUCAUAUAUAAUGUAUAUUUGAAAGAAUUUCAACCUGCGAGUGGACGCGAGUUUAAGGGGUAUUUCAAAAGAGAAAAAAAAACCAAACUUUCCAAACGCUUAAAGAACGAUUGGAGAUCGACGGGAGAAGGCGGAGAAACCCCGUAUAAAGCGGAACACUGUAAUAUAAAUGUAUAACAUCUUCAGUAUAUUACAUUUUAGUAUGGAAAUAUAGGCCAUUAACUGAUAUGGUUCAGUCGGAAAUAUAUGCAGGAAGUUCUACAAGCACAUGACUUCUAUUUUUUUCUUCUCGUUGUUUUAGCAGCUCCUUAAUUUCCCUGAAUCCUCAAUCUGAACCUUAAUCUGAAUCUUUUCUCCUAAAGCCCAAGCAUGAAGAAAAUCUCCCUCCAAGCGUAGCCAUUUGAUCCCAGCGCUUUUUACCUUACCUUCAUUCGUUAAACUUCCUUAACAGACUUCGUUCCCUUUGUUAAAGACUCUAGCUUUGAAAUUAAUAUUUUUGGUAACUGCAUGUUUUUUUAAAUUCUACUUUAUUCUACACCGUCAGGCCUUUAGCCGUAAGGGGAAGAAAACAAAAUCAAAAGUUCUGCGUUUUUUAAACGAUCGGAUGCUGAUUUCUUUCGAAAAGUCGGUAGGGAAUAAUAAAAAUACCGACUCUAAGAGACGAGCUUUUAAACACUGCCAUUAUUUUCAGGGAGGUGAGAAACGUACCUGAUUUCUCCUCAUGCACACUCAGCUCCACUGGCUGUAGCUUUCGGUUCUUUGGGAACAAGUAAAAAAAAAAACCAUUACUUUGGCCUUGAAGGUGCAAGAUGGAAGUUUUCCGUUGCCUCUUUACGCAGUGACGAUAGCCUUAGCCAUGCUUUUACUGCCAAGCUCAAGCUCCUUUACUGAAUGGCUACUGAUUUGCACUGGAGUUCGGAACAACAGAAAUAAACACACUCUGGAUGAUGAAUUUAUUUUAUAAAUUAAUUGAUUUCUUUCUUUUUUUAAUGAAACUGGAGAAGGUUCUUAGUUCUAAGUAACUUGAAUCAAUAUUCAGUCGAAAAGUCACAACUUUUAAAUGAAUAGAAACGUUUUGUGGAUAACAUAUCUGAAAUAAUCAUAAAAAGAAUAAAAAUAAUAAUAAUAGUUAUGAAAGUGUUCAGAGGUGACGUUUCAGCCGGUCAGUACCAAAACACCAAUUCACACAAAAUUCGAAAAUAACAAACCGGCCAAUAAAAACAAGUGAAACUGAUCGACUCGCUUAUCAGGAGGUCAUGACAGCACGUGUAAAUUCUGUACAUAUUCAAGUUCGCCAUCAGGAAAUCUGUUCAAGCUUCCUCCGUGCGUUCGUCCCCGAAAAAUAAAACUCAAACUUUCGCUGUUUUCAGGAUCGACAGGUUGAAGAAGAAGAAGGUUAAUUCAAGACACGUUUCUUUCUCAGGCCUUUUUUUUUUGUUUUGUUUUUUUUUUUUAAAAAAACUUAACCGUAAAAGUUAAUGGUCUGCACGUAUUAGUCCAUAACGUCCUUUAGUACAGGUUUAACCUAACGAGACGGUCUCACCCGCGCAAAUCUGUAGGAAUUCCUAACAAAUCCAAUAGGCUUUAAUUAAUAAUAGAAAACAGUCAGCUGUUUCACUACGAAAUAUUUCAGUAGUUUACGAUGGAAAUUGCUUUACGUUAAACUCAAUUUCAGUACAAAUUUAUUUAGUUGAGUUUCUACACAUUUUGUGAAAUGCAAAUUUUGCUGUUUCCUGAAUCUAAUUUCAGUAGAAUUGCGAAUUUACGAUUUAUAAAUUUACACAAAUUUGUCAUAAUUGCAACAUUAAAGAAUAUAUGAACUUGAACAAAAUUCAUAUCAAUCGAUUCAAAGUUCAUCUAAGGAAACAAAUUUGACCCAGCUCAUAACGAACAUCUCCGAGGUGACAUGAUUUAUUGAUUAUAAAUUGAUUCAUACAAUUUUUAUGCUGCAGAGGAUUAACAAUUUCGAUGUAGCAUUUAAAGAAAAGCGGUGUGCGGUUAUUACUAGCACGUGAGGUGAAGAUAGCGAGAGUAAAAAAAAAACGUAUCUUCUGUUGUACGAAAUCCAAAUUUGUCAGAAUUCUUACAAAUUUGUUUCCCGUGAGACGUCGUGCGACAAGAGGAUGAAGCAACAAGCAUCGGUCCAUUCCAACCAUUUAAACCUCUCGUCAUGGAGGAACCUCUUUAUGUAUCCUAGACGCUAGCUUCAGGAGGAGUUUCUAAAUGUUUUCAAUGUUAUCGUGUAGGUGAUUAAAAAAAUAAAAAUAAAAAAAGAUAGCGAACGAACGCUCGUGGUCAUUCCAUAGACGUGUCUGAGGACUGCUUUGUGUAUCACUGUGACUGCCGUGUGUGUGCGUGCCGUAGAGGUGUAGACUUUAUCGAUAACUAUCUGUAGUGUAGUGUGUCGUGCCGCCAUUUUUGUCCUCGCUACACACCGAGAGUCACGUGGAGUCACGUGGAGGCGUAGCGCUCGAGUGCAGCUUUCUCGGCCAUCCGUCUCUCGGGUUUCCGUUUUGUUUUUGAGCACUGUGCAAUACUUCUACGUUCAUCCCCAUAGUGUUACGUGGGUGAUGGUGCCCGAGAACGAAGAUUAGAAAAUAAAAAUGAUCUGUAGAUGAUAUAAUCACCACGUCAGUAGGACGCAGCACAUGUAGAUGGUGUGUAUAUAUUCUAUCUGAGCUCAACAUCUAAUGUUAAGGCUUCCUCCCUUUUCUUUACUUUACUUUCUUCUUUUCCCCAAACACACAGAUCCAGCCAUCUAAUUACCACAGAUCUAUCAAAAAUAUUAGAGUAUAAAUAUAUAUAAAUAUAAAUAAACACAUAUAUAUAUUAUAUAUACAAAUAUAUACAUAUAUAUAUAUAUAUAUAUAUAUAUAUAUAUAUAUAUAUAUAUAAAAACCCCAGUCCCCGCCAAAAAAAAAAAAAAAAAAAAUCCAAAAUAUGUGUAUAUAUUUUUAUAUUUGCGUUCACAAACAGCGUAAAAAAAAACUGAGAAAUGUAUGGUUAUCUGUUUGGGUAUGGAUCGCUGAUAUGAUUAUUGAUUUGGUUCUUAAUGUCGUUAGAUGAUUAUUCUGGUUAUUCUCGUUCCUUUUCAGUGCCCUUUUAUAUUUAAUAUCAGACUCAGAAUGUACAGUUCGGACUGUGUGUGUUUUAUUAUUUGGGACCAAGUAUAUAGUCGACACUUUUGUUUCCUUCUGGAUUUCUUUUUUUGUUUUUUGUUUUUUGAUUCAAUGUUGCAAUAAAUAUCGAUUCGAUCUCAUCGAGUUAGGACACGGCUUAUUAAAGACAUAUAAUCACCAUGUAAUUAUACGAUGUAACCUCAAUCCUUUAUAUUGUCGAUAUCUAAACGUUUAGGGGGAAAAAGUAGGUUUACGUUUAUGAAACCAGGGUUAUUUCUUUUUUUCCGUUCGUUUCUGACGCAGCACGCUAAUUUCUACACGAUUAGACAAAUUAGAUGCAGUAAGAACAGUAAGAGGCGGCAUUGCGAUUUGCACUGUAAAGUAAAAAGUGAUAAAAAGCCAUUUUUAGCCCUGCAAAGCAAUGCUGACUUUUACUGCAGCCUACCAAAGCAUGCAACACACACACACACACACACACACACCGUGGUCUCUUUAACAAAAAUUUGUCUGAAUUCUGACAAGUCGGCUCAUUGGGGUUAUGGUGGAGCUGCAGGUCAUCCGCAUACACUAACCUGGUCACAUCACCUGAGAAGAGACUACUUCUCCUGCAUGAAACUUUUCUUCUGCCUAAAUCACGACAAAGCAAUUCCACAAAAUACAAACGAACACAAAUAUUACAUUUACAUCCAGUUUAUUCUGAAAAUCUGCUUCUUCACUAAAACUAUUAACUAAAACUCCCUCAUUAGAAAUUGUGAUUAGAAAUUUGGAGCUGAUUCUGUAAAAUACAAACCGAGUGUAAAAGCUGAAGAAUCUGUUUGUACUCACUUUAAACAUAAAAAAAAAAGAAAUGUCUAAACAUUUAAAAUAGAGUUUUCAAAAACUUAAACGUGAAAAAACUGAGAUUUAAAAUGUUCAAAUUAAAAGGUUCAAAAUGGUAAAUUAAAAUUGAGGCGGAGUUUAAACUGGAUUUCUUUGGUACAAUGUUUUUAAUCAACACACAAAUAUCACGUGACGCAAAACAAUUCUUUCAAAUUUUGCGAGAGAAAAGACUCGAUCCUCAUCUCUCACUUUCUACUGCGAUCGACUUUAUAAGAAAAUACGUCGUAUCACGAUUGUCGAGAAUUCACAUUUACAAAUGUAAGCUUUAAAGACGUAAAUGUAAUUUACAGAAUUUAGAAAUUUGAUUUUCUGAAUAUGGAAAAUACGGAAAAUUACUUACCAAAAUGAUGCUGUUCAAAAACACUCUUCAUCGAAACAGAACUGGAUAUCAUGGUCACCAGAAAUCUGGGAGAAAUUGUUGUGAAAAAGAGACGCUUUACAAGCACAAAAUUCGUUGUCCUCGAUUUGAUUACACUAGCACCUGAAAAGCUACGUACUUCCAGCACAAGGGGAGGCGGAGUCAGCGGUUAGGACAAGACGACUUGUCAGAAUUCUUAUGGUUUCCUUGUGAGAUGGUUCUGAUGAAACACAAACAUUUGUGCCACUCAUUUGCUCGGUGAGAAAAAGCCACACUCUGGACGAGAACCUUGUAUAGAAAUUAGAAUCGGAUGCUGUAGAAAGAUCCCAGUUGCCUUUGUGUAUAUCGACUGCCUGCUUUUGUGUGUGGAAAUUUUCUCUGUAACUUGUAGAGUGUUUUUUCCUCUUCUCUUUUUAUUUCUCUCUCUCUCUCUCUCUCUCUCUCUCUCUCUUCUCUAUCUUUUCCCUGCCAUAAAUCUGGGUUCUACGGUUCUAUUGCGUGUGUAAACCUUCAUUUUUCGACGAGGUGUUUUACGAUUGCGUUCGACUUUGUGUAGUGAUUCACUCUGUGAAGUUUCUGACUGUUGUUAUAUAACUUCAUAUACACAAAAUGUUCAAUAAAAAUGUUUUA